This is a messenger RNA of Phycodurus eques (leafy seadragon), 2165 nucleotides long. It is a transcript of the gene cnih1, whose product is annotated as cornichon family AMPA receptor auxiliary protein 1. NCBI's taxonomy places the organism in Eukaryota, Metazoa, Chordata, Actinopteri, Syngnathiformes, Syngnathidae. The record is from RefSeq and is a predicted model, not a curated record. Bases 367 to 801 code for a protein of 144 amino acids. Gene Ontology annotation, biological process: vesicle-mediated transport. The transcript is spliced from 5 exons.
AUGUACAAAUACAAGAUCAGCAUUGGGGAGGGAUUCAGAGAAAUGUAAAACCAAUCAAAGAAAGAAGGAAAAAAACAAGAUAUGGAGACGCUGCAUACUGGUAUGCAAUAAAUUGCAAUUUAAUUAUGCUACAGUAUUUGUAUGUAGUGGAGUGAUUUAAUAACGCCACAAGAUGGCGGUAAUUGUACACGGUGUGGGGUGACAUGGCUACAUCAUAAACUGGAGAAGAAGAAACACAUUGACGACGGGCAGUGGCUGAGCGCGAAUCCGAUGCGAGGGCGUCCUGCCUGGCUUCCUGCUGCCUGCAUCAUCCGCUGAGGCGCUGAUCAGGGACAGCCGAGCCGAACUGGAGAGCGGAGGGGCACAAUGGCGUUCACGUUCGCGGCCUUUUGUUACAUGCUCGCAUUACUGCUCACGGCGGCACUCAUCUUCUUCGCCAUCUGGCACAUAAUCGCGUUCGACGAGCUGAAGACGGACUACAAGAAUCCCAUAGAUCAGUGUAACACUUUAAAUCCACUGGUGCUUCCUGAGUAUCUCAUCCACUUCUUCUUCUGCGUCAUGUUCUUCUGCGCCGCCGAGUGGCUCACGCUCGUCCUCAACCUGCCGCUGCUGGCCUACCAUGUCUGGAGGUACAUGAGAAGACCAGUGAUGAGCUGUCCAGGACUGUACGACCCGACGACCAUCAUGAAUGCUGACAUCCUGGCGUACUGUCAGAAGGAAGGCUGGUGCAAGCUGGCCUUCUACCUCCUCUCCUUCUUCUACUAUCUCUACGGCAUGAUCUACGUUUUGGUGAGCUCAUAAGGUUGGACGUACGAAUGAUGACGGCGCAACGGGUCGGGAUGCUUGGAACUCGGAGCUGUGUGAAAACACACACACACACACACACACACACACUAGGGAGCCGCCAGAGAUUGCCACAAUCGGCAACACGAGACGCCAUCUUGAAUCUCUUGGGGCUCCGCCACAACAUUUUACGGACAAAACCGACAAGGACAUUUUUGUUAUUUUUCCUCUCAGCCCUGCUUUCUUUUUAGGUUUCAUGGCGGCUCCGGGUAGCUAGUCGACAACCUAAGAGUGUUUACAAACUAAAUAUUAUCCCGUGUGCGUUUUGAGAGCGCGAAUUGUAUUUUGGCAUAAAGCAGUGGCAACGGGAUGCAUUCGCCCUCUUGUAGUGUUCAUUUUGUGCGUUAGACCAAUUUUAAAAGGUAGACUCAACAACGCCGUGAUGUACUGGCCGCUAGUCGGUCACUUCCUCCAAAUACUGCGGAUGACCUGUACUGUUGGUUUAUUGUACUUCAUUCCCCACUCCCUCAAUGUUUCUGUAUUUUUCUGUUAUAAUUUGUAUUCGGACGUCUCCUGCACUCCUCCCAACGAGCCACGCUUGAUACUUCAAACACUAGCGUUGACUGACAUUUUCAAAUUUUGUCCAGAAACAGGGUGAAAACUAUCAUGUCGGAUCCUCAGUCACUUUUAAGUCUUGACCACUUGAGUUUAUAGGACGAAAAUAAAACCAUCCCACUCUGCUUUAGAUUUUAGUUUUUCUUUUUGGGGCUCUAAUCGUACCACGCAUCUUAAAAUUUGAAAAAAAAAAGCAGGCAUAGGCAAGCGUAUACAGUGUAUAUAAGCUAGGAUAUUGCUUACUGAGAGGUGCAUUGAUAUUUAGCAAAAGCAGGAAUUUUUCCCUUUUUACUUCGGAUUUAUCAUAAAAAGCUAGAAAUAAAGUUUUUUUUAUUUUUUUAAAGUGCACUCGAUGUCAUCACAAGGAGAGGAAAUGGCUCAUCGAGAAACGCAGCGCUCCGUGUGAAUCGCUCUGCUCUCUUGGUAGGCGGUGUAGCUUUCCCGGAAUUCAUGCAGGAAGUUGUAUUGCUGUCAAAGAGGAGAAAGGGGGGGGGGAGGGAGAUAAGAUAACUGUUGAUAAAACAUCUACAUAUUUACAAAAAGUGCUGAAAUUUGUGGUAGGGUGUGUAAAAUGCCAAUGAAAAGUCCUAAAAACUGAGAUGGCUACAUAAAAUGCUUUCAAAGUCCUGAAAACACAUGUACAUAAAAUGCUUUCACAAAGUCCUCAUUUCAGAUAUUCUACAUAAAUGACUUCAAAAAAAUCCUGAAGAUUUGAGUUUGUGUUUUAGUCCGAAAAAAUGACGGUAGUCUACAUAAAAUACCAUCAA